This is a messenger RNA of Cordyceps fumosorosea ARSEF 2679, 795 nucleotides long. Its product is annotated as OB-fold nucleic acid binding domain protein. NCBI's taxonomy places the organism in Eukaryota, Fungi, Ascomycota, Sordariomycetes, Hypocreales, Cordycipitaceae. The record is from RefSeq and is a predicted model, not a curated record. The transcript is spliced from 2 exons. The coding region runs from base 1 to 795 and encodes 264 amino acids.
AUGAGCGACACGAUUGAAAGGGCCUUUUACCCCCGGUACUGCUUCCACCUGGCCCCGACUGCAGAUGCCUGGUGCUUCUUCCGGAUAGCGGACCUGUUUGCGCUGCAACAGCGAGACGGCUUCGAGGGGGAGGGCUUGUUCUUCUACCAAAAUCUACCGAUUAAAUGGGUCCGCGUCGUCGGCCUGGUGGUCGCCGUUGACGAGUUCGCGGGCCGCCGAGCGUUUACCAUCGACGACAGCAGCGGCGCCUGCAUAGAAGCCAUCGUAUCACUAGACACUGCGAAAACGGCCUCGACUACGAACGAGCCCGCGGCAGCACCGGCCGGUUCCCUGGCGCAACCCUACGACCACGUCGACGUGGGCUCCGUCGUGGACGUUAAAGGCGCACUGACCACAUUUCGCGAUGCCAGGCAGCUCAAAGUGGAGAAGAUGACCACGGUGCCGAGCACCGCGGGGGAGGUCAGCCUCUGGGCCAAGAGGAGCGCCUUUCGCAGGGACGUGCUGGGCAAGGCCUGGGUGCUGCCAGACAAGAGGAUCCGCCAGUGCCGCAGGGCUGCGGAACGGUCAGAGGCAGAGGCCGAGAGGAAGAAGCAGCGUCUCAGGGAUGCUGCUGCCUUCGGAAGCCGGCAUCAGACGAAGGCGGGCAAAGACAAGGACAAGGACGCGGCGCGUGGGAGACGCGGGGUGGCUGAGGGGCCUGGAAAGGCGGCGCAGUUCCCGAGCAGAGACGGAGAGGAGGCUCUGAAGGUGCUGGUGGCAAGCUGUAAGGGCGAGUACAGCGCCCUAGGGCUCUGA